AUGCCUGAAAGAAAAUCUGAACAGCUCUUCUGGAGAACAGGGCUGGUUUUCUUCAUCGUCCGCAAGAAAAACAACCAAGUGAGUUUCCUGCAUGUGUAUCACCACACGGUCACAGCGUUGGUUACAUGGACGGCUCUCAGAUUUUUUACUGGGGGAAACAAUAUAGUGUAUUCAUUGGUCAACAGUUUCACCCAUGUCGUCAUGUACACCUAUUAUACUCUGGCUGCCCUUGGACCAUGGACAGCAAAGUAUCUCUGGUGGAAGAUAUACCUCACUAGGCUUCAAAUUAGCCAGUUUAUCAUCUUCAUCGCCUACGGAGUCUGGAACCAACUGUACGGCUGUCCGUUCUCAAAGACUGCCGUCUACCUGAUCUUAGUCCACAUCUUAAUGAACCUCCUGUUGUUCAUCAACUUCUACGUGCAGUGCUACAACCGCGCACAGGCCAAUCACCGCAAUUUGCGCGCUGAAGGAAAGAGCAACGUGACGAAUGCAGUUAAAAAAUUGAACUGA
This is a messenger RNA of Physella acuta, 510 nucleotides long. RefSeq names its product elongation of very long chain fatty acids protein 4-like. Gene Ontology annotation, molecular function: fatty acid elongase activity. NCBI's taxonomy places the organism in Eukaryota, Metazoa, Mollusca, Gastropoda, Physidae. Gene Ontology annotation, cellular component: endoplasmic reticulum membrane. Gene Ontology annotation, biological process: sphingolipid biosynthetic process; fatty acid elongation, saturated fatty acid; very long-chain fatty acid biosynthetic process. The record is from RefSeq and is a predicted model, not a curated record.